AUGGACCGACGAAAGAUAAAAUCACGAGGGUUGCAUCGGAAUGUAAACACUCGAGACACUCAAUCUUCUACAGCGUCAACAGAAGAAGUCAAUGAUGCAUUUGCUAGUGGUAAUCUUUCACAAAGAUCACAACGUACGUCAAACACGGAAUUACUAAGAGCGUCACAACGGAGUUCUAAGACUAGUCUACUCAGACAACAAUCAAACUUAAUUGCACCAUCAACUUCGGGUACCAAUAAAAGACGUGAGUCUGAACCAAACCUCGACAUCAUUGACGAGUCUCCUGACAGCUCCGCCAAAGAAAAUGAACUACCAGAUAUUUUUUCUUCCCCUCGAGCCAAACGAGUCCGAGUUUCAGAAUCUCCGAGCCCAGUUAAAAAAGCUCCUGAAAAAGAAGCGAGAGACCCUAGAGUCAGUCGCAAGCCUACAGGAUUCGUUCCACGGAAUCGUCCUCAAACAGCAAAUGUCUUGAGUCAAUUUUUCAGUCACAUUGGAAUCUUGCCAGAUGAAAGCGACACUCAUUAUAUUUUAGAAAACGAUCCGUUGCUUACGGUUAAAAAAAUACAGCAAGCGUUACUCUCCGGUGAUUAUUCCAAGGAAAAUGUUUUAAAAGAGUUCGACAAUUAUCUGUCAGAAGAUCUUGGACAAGACAAUAAAUGCUUGAAUCCAACGACGAUAAACUCUUCCGAUGGUCGUCAAAUGGAUUCAUUUAAAAGCUCUUCGAUUAUAAAAAUUUUUUUACAAGUUCCUGCUAUACAGAGUAGCGUUUUAAAUAACAGUGUACCAUGGGCUUAUCAGUUACUCCAGCAGCUGCGUUUCCUUGAAGUAGUAAACGACCCCGAAGCAUUAACACUGAAACUCGAAGAAUUAUUAGAAACAAGUCCGAUAUGGUUUCAGCGUGAAUUAAUAACAUUUAUACCAGACAUAGUGACCGACACCCAGCAUCAAAUGAUAGCAGAAAUCCUCUGCAAGCUCAUGGAAGCCCAGCGAGAAUUAACAAACGUAAUUUUAGAUUGCAUUAGUAACUUAUCGCUGGGAAAAGAAUUUUUGGAAGAGCUCCGCGAAACCAUGCUGACUCUACUAGGCCGCAAUUGUCACAUAGAUCAGAUGGCAGCAAUAAUUAAGUUUACUUUAGACGACUGCCCAUCGAUCGACGUCUGUCAAACAGUAUUGCGUAACUUACGAGUGCUUGAACUCCAACCACUAGACGGAGAGAACUCUGAGGAGUAUUACUCAAACCAAACUAUCAUAGUAAGCGCGCUGAGGAUGGUAAUAGUUCUCAGUAAAGAGAUGGCCAAUGCAGCGAUAAACGUAGUCGCUUCAACAAGCACCAACAAGCAAGCCAAGCCAUUCGAUCUAAUUAUUCUGCUGCUUCUAUACGAAGGAACGGUUAAGAAAAAAAAAGCCGAGGCUAUACUCAAGCAGCACAUCAAGACUGCGUUCUACCGUUCGAGUCUGCUUAAUGACUUCUACUCCGGCUAUCAAGAAGUCGUUAAAGAUUUGCAGUCAGCGGCUUUGAAUAUGGCGAGUAAUUUGUUAAAAUCCGAGGACGGUGUCCUGAUAGACUUCACUACCGAUUGGUUUCGCCAUCAGUUUCUAAUUCACGGCGAGCUGAUUCACAAGCAGCGAGAAAUUGUUGAAAAAUUAAUCGUGCUGAUGGGUAAUAAUGAUCAGACUGCCAAGAACGCUCUUGCAAUUUUGUGCAAAAUGACUAAGAACAGAGACGAGCGUCGGUAUUUGCAAGCUCACUGUCAUUAUUUAAGAAUUUUGCUUGAAAAAAUGGAAAAACUUGACCUUAAAGAAGUCACUAUGCUCAAUGAUUUGUUACACGCACUUUGCGCUAGCUCUAGUACAAUCACCGAUACUCUGAGAGACGACCUGUUUAUUUUAUUGUCGAAACAAUUAUCUUGUCACGAUGGAAUUGUUAAAUCUAAAGGAGUCGCAGGAGGUGUCAUGGCCAUAAAACAUCUUGCGACAAGCGAGGAAGAGCUAAAAAUGGCUUUGGAUAUUUUUAAAAAAAUUCUGAGUGGUGUUAAAGAGUGUCCGAGGUCACGUGGAUUUUUUUACGACACCUUGGGCAGUAUCAUAGCGCAGAAUGAUGACAUAAAAGUGGAAUUUUUGAAUGAAAUUAUCAAGCUAAUUGAAGAUGAGUUUUUUAAUGUCUACAUAACAGACAGUUACGACGGUCCGCUGAAGCCUACCUUUAGAUUGAAUGCUUCUAAUGACCUUCAGGGACUUCUCGUUAAAUUUGGUUCGGGGAAGUACGAAGGAAUUGCACCAACUCUGCUGAGGUUAAUGAAAAUUUGUAACCAGCAUAUAGGCAAUGAAAGAUUGAAAAUCAGCGAGUUUUUUAACUGCGCGGUUUUAAUGCCAGCGGAUCUAGAUCUUCCGGAUGCGCAGACAAUAGAUCUUAUGUUUCAUUGUAUUAAUUGGUUCCGUGAACUAAUAAAUUCUUGUGUGACCGAGCGAAAUCCGCUUUUACAGAGGCUAAUUUCUAAGCGACUAGCUAAUGUAAUGCAGUUGCAAGGAGAGCUAGCGACUUUGCUGUCGUUGGCUGAUGCGCGUUAUCAAGCCCCGCCGUGUUACUUUCAUUCGUUUCCGCUGCCCUCGUUUAAUAAGGUUGAGAAAAAGAGCAGCAAGAAGGGAAAAAAAGGAACCGAAGACAAAGACAAAGACAAAAGCGUCGCGGAGAAAACUUUACCUGAAUGGGAAUCCUGGGAAAUGGGGUCACUACUCAGUACUAAAAAUCCCAUGUACUUUAGACGAUUAGAUGCGGAAAUUUUGUAUCUGCUUGAUGUUACUAUACCUGUUCAAAUGUCACAAAGUAAUGUUGAUAAUGUUUCGACGGGACAGGUUUGUUUUAUUAUUAAAGAGUUACUUGCCAGUUUUAAUGAAGAUAAUGUCACGGAAAAAUUUAUGAAAGAUUUGAUUAGUCAGCUAUCGAAAAUUUGUAUGAAGUUGUCGGAUUUUGUUGAUAAAUUGAGAGUUGAAGAGAGUAGUCAGCAUAAUUAUGCAUUCAGACUGAUUUUAAGUCUUCUUACUGCGAUUUUUAAUUGGAAGGGAUUUAAUAAUCCAGCGCAUCAUGAAUUAUUAAGAGAGGGACUUAGAACACUUGCUGGCCAAGUAGAUGAAUCAAAUUUAUCUCUUCGAUCUGCUAGAGAAUUAGUUUCUGAAUCUUACAAAUAUUUCGAGUCAUUAGCUGACGUUGCUACGCAAAUUUCGAUAGCUUCUGAGCUUGUUGACACGUGUAAAGCUUUAAUGAAACACUCGACAACGUUUAGCCGAGAAAAAAAAGACAAACAAGCGAAAAUGGCGUAUGGAUUUUUGUGCCUGGAAUGGCCCAAUGAUCGACAGACUGGUCCUCUGUUUAGAUCGUCGGUGUCGAGGCUGCUGAAAAACUGGCUUGAACAUGAGCCAAAUCCUUUAGAAACAGUAUCGUCAGUCUUGGAAUGGCUGCCUGAAGAAGCUAAUACUUUAGAGAAGCCUCAAGAUAAGUUGACGAGACUACCGACAAUUAUGCGCUCGAAUUUGCAUAAUUUGUACCAAAAAUUGUACGAAGCCUUUUUAAAAGGAACUAAGCUUGCCUUACAGCCUGCAAUGACUGACGUUCAAAAAUUGAAAGUCUGGAAGGAAGUAGCUCUAAAUUUAUCACGCCUAGUAGCGAUUUGUAAAAAGGUUUCCACUAAAAGCAUGUUGAUGGCUUACUUGAGAUGUACACCAGCCCUGUUGAAGAUUUUCCUCGAGUCAGCAAUUCCCACUUUUGAACACUGUUUGCGAAAUCAUGCCGAUGAAGUUACAUCAACCAUUAAAAUGGUUCAGGGAGGGACUAGAUAUUUGAAUGCAAUCUGCUGUCACAGUACUGAACAAAAAGACAUAGCUUUAUCCAAAUUAAUUCCAAAUGCCAAAACUAUUUUGGAGAAAAUGGUUUACUCUGUUAAAGGAAUGCUAGUGUUUAAUAAUACCAGCGGCGCUUUCUGGAUGGGUAAUCUUCUUAAUAAGAAUCUUGAUGGUCAAGCAAUAUUAUCUCAGGGAUCUGUUUCAACUGAUGAGAGACCAACCUCAGUGACUGAUUCAUCAGUUCAAAGCGAUGAUGAUGUUUUAUCCGAUAUUUUGGACGAUGAUCAAGAUGAAGAAAACGACAACUCAAAUAUUGGUGAUGGUGAUGAAUAAAUAGUAUUAAAAAAAAAUCAAAUUACAAAAAUUACAA
Molecule: messenger RNA, 4207 nt
Organism: Cotesia congregata
Lineage: Eukaryota; Metazoa; Arthropoda; Insecta; Hymenoptera; Braconidae
Source: the annotation of a GenBank genome assembly